Messenger RNA from Melanotaenia boesemani (Boeseman's rainbowfish), 1476 nucleotides. It is a transcript of the gene tagln, whose product is annotated as transgelin. Gene Ontology annotation, molecular function: protein binding. Lineage: Eukaryota; Metazoa; Chordata; Actinopteri; Atheriniformes; Melanotaeniidae. The record is from RefSeq and is a predicted model, not a curated record. The transcript is spliced from 6 exons. The coding region runs from base 208 to 825 and encodes 205 amino acids.
CUCUUGUCUCUGAUCAGACCAGUGAAGUCAUCUUUCCUCCUCUGCAACCUUUUCAAGCCGGCAUUUUUGGGAGGGAGGUCCCUGCAAAGGAUAUACAAACACUCGGUCAAGCAUCCAGACUGGUUCCACACACUGCACCAGCGGCCAGCAGAGAACUCGCCUAAUUCUCCACACAGAACAGGAUCGUUGACGUGACCUGACAUCAAGAUGGCAACAAAGAACGUCAGCGGCAUGGCUAACAAAGGUCCAUCCUACGGCAUGAGCCGGCAGGUUCAGGAUAAGAUCGACAGCAAAUAUGACCCAGAUUUGGAGCAGAUCCUAGUGGAGUGGAUCAGCCGUCAGUGUGGCUCCGGUGUGGGAAAGCCCGAACCCGGCAAAAUGGGUUUCCAGGCCUGGUUGAAAGACGGAUGUAUCCUGAGUGAACUUAUUAACAGUUUGUUCGCUGGAGAUAAACCUGUGAAGAAGAUUCAGAGCUCGCCCAUGGCCUUCAAGCAGAUGGAACAGAUCUCACAGUUCCUCAACGCUGCAGAGAAGUAUGGCGUCACUAAAACUGACAUGUUCCAGACCGUGGACCUCUGGGAAGGUAAGGACCUUGCUGCAGUGCAGAGGACCCUGUCAGCUCUGGGUAGCUUGGCCGUCACUAAGGACGAAGGCACGUACAAUGGAGACCCUAACUGGUUCUUCAAGAAAGCACAAGAGAACAAGCGAGACUUCAGCGACGACCAGCUGAAGGCAGGCAAAAAUGUGAUUGGCUUGCAGAUGGGGUCCAAUAAGGGAGCCAGUCAGGAGGGCAUGAGCUACGGAAGACCCCGACAGAUCAUGUAAAAUCACUGAGCUACGCAAAUCCGAAACCUCUUUAGCAUCAGAUACCCCUUUAACCCAGCCAACUGUUCCACUUCAAUGCCCCUCUCUGCUUUAGAAUGAAGGGAUUUCCUUACAACUACUUCUCUAGUCUUAAAACUUUCCAUCAAGUACUUAAGUACGUGCCUUCACUGGGGACAACUGCAGACCUCACCACGCUUUGUCUUCCAACUGCAGGACUACCUGUACAACCAAAAGCCUGAAGAUGCAGUGGUAACCAUGAAAUGACCAAAGAACUAUUUAGGAGAUAAACCAAACCAUCAAAUACCAAAAGAAAAUCUAUUCUUUCAUCAUUCAAAAUGGAAGAAACAGUUUUCUUAUCUUGGCUAAUUCUCUAUAUUCACCUCUGAUCCAUCGCAGACUUUUGAAUCAUAGUGUAAGAUUUAUUUUACAUUUUGAGUCUGGAUUCAAACAAAAAUACCAAUUUGUUUACAAAAAUUUCAGAGACCUGUGUUUUCUCACUGCAACAAUAUUGUUUUGUAACACCUGUAAUGUCAGUGCCAAUCUUUUUGUACAUUGUCUUAUUAAAUAAUGACUUUGACAUACAUUUAUGGCCUGACUUGUGAUUCUGGAUAUUUUAGUCUUGCCAUAUUAAAAAAAAAGACACAUUUGUAU